This is a messenger RNA of Magallana angulata, 5097 nucleotides long. Its product is annotated as nuclear receptor subfamily 1 group D member 2-like. Gene Ontology annotation, biological process: regulation of DNA-templated transcription. The record is from RefSeq and is a predicted model, not a curated record. The transcript is spliced from 8 exons. Bases 168 to 1691 code for a protein of 507 amino acids. Lineage: Eukaryota; Metazoa; Mollusca; Bivalvia; Ostreida; Ostreidae. Gene Ontology annotation, molecular function: zinc ion binding; sequence-specific DNA binding; DNA-binding transcription factor activity.
AACAGCAUCACCGGAACUUUAUAUGUUGCAAUCCAAACAAACUUCACGAGAUGAUCGGAGAUCAAAAUUUUCAGUGAAUAUUGAUGAUAUUGGAUCCAACAAUAUAAAAAAGACAUCAUUGUCAUGAUUAUACGUGACAUUUGUGAGACGUUCAUAGGAUUUUAGCAAUGGAGAAAAAUAUUGUGAUGACCACUGUCUUACCAUCAGAAUCUGUCUGCCAAUCAGACACCAUUACCUCGAACACAGACAGUGGCCAUGAUAUCCCCUCCCAGAAUCCUUCAGAAUCACAGGAAGCAGACAGCAUACAGAUGAAGGAGAUUAGCUGUUCAGAAAUUAGUUCCGAACCACUAAAGCAAAAAAGGAAGAAGAGAGAUAAGUAUAUUCCUGAUGCUGUUCCACUAGAGUUGCCCCCCUGUAAAAUUUGUGGGAAAAAGGCUUCUGGGAAUCAUUACGGAGUCAAUAGCUGUGAAGCUUGCAAGGGAUUUUUUCGAAGAUAUCUCCAAAGAAAUGUUCCCUACAAGUGCAACAAAGGCGGAAAAUGUCUCGAGAACUCGGAUAAUAAGAAGAAUUCUCUGUGUUCUGCUUGUCGGAUGCAAAAGUGCCUGGAUUGCGGAAUGUGUCGUGAAGGAAUCCGUCAAGGAAGAUACACAGCCACUGAGCGUGCCCGAGCUAUUGAGGAAAUGAAGCGUCUGAAACAAGACAGUUCAACUUCAAAGGUCAGCCAGGGUCAAGGGCCAAAUCAGGAACCAGCCAUUAAAUGUUUGGACUUAACAUUUCCAAAACCAGAAGAAGAAUCAGCCAGUGCCACACAUUCUGAAAAUUCCUCAGCUAUGGAGGUCGAAGGUGAAAUGUCAAGGUCAGAUAGUGACAAGGAGGCGAGCAAAGAGAUGACCGAUUUGUUGGAGAGAAUCGUCAGGGGAUACCAUGAGCUCACUCCACGUAUCAUGUCUUUAAGUGAUGAUGAAGCAAGGGCUAUCCUCAAGGAGGGAUAUGAGAAGCACAUGAAGAAAGUGGAGGUGUUUGGGAACAUGGACCCAGUCCCCGCCGGUGUCUACAGUGAAAUCUACAGUAACACGCAGAUGGACAUCGACGGGCGGAUGGAAAUCUUUGAGGUGAUAAGAGAUGAACUUGGCAUACUGGUCCAGGAGUAUGUUCGCUUCACCCAUGGUCUCCCAGGAUUCUCAGAUCUCCCACCCACAGACCAGGCUAAGCUCCUUAAAGCGGCCAGACUGGAGUUUUUCUUCAUCCUGGGCUACAGAAGUUUUGAUUCCGAGACCAAAAUGCUGAUGACAUACAAAGGUCUCGUGUUUCCCAUCCGACAGUAUUACCCUUAUAUAUCCGAGGAAAUGGCAGUGAAGUGGGUCAACAUCUCCGACGAUGUCCGAAAUCUCAGCCUGACUACUCAGGAGCACGCUGUCAUUCUUGCCAUCUGUCUCACCUUUACAGACAGGUGUGACCUUGAUGCCAGAGACAAGGUUGAAGAGAUCCAGAUGCUAUUUAUAGAUGCCCUUCAGUACCUUCUCAAAAAGAGGCUAGGGAAUGAAAGUGGGCUUCAUUUUUCAAGGAUUAUGAAUGUAUUUCUGAAGUUGAGAGAAAUGAAUGAAGAGUUUUUGACAUUCUACAAGAAAAUGUGUGAAGAUCCUAUGAUUCAAAAGUACAUGCCUGAACUACUGAAUUUUUUAAUCGAUUGACCAAGGUUACUACAAACAUGUCCUGUCUUGUUUUAAUUUAUAUAAAAAACAGCAUUACUGAAAUUCUGGAAAUUAAGAAAAAUGUCACAAGUUUAAAUAUUAUAUUUUAUUAUGUUAUUAAAAUGAUAUUUUUUUAUCACGUGCAGCUACUUUUUAUACUGCGAAUGUAUGCACAUAUUCAUGUAAAUUUUAAGUAAAAACAGUCGCAUGUGAAAAUCCUAUUAAAGUACCGGUACUUUAAUUUAUGUAAAAUUCAUAUGUAAGGAUUUUUUGGCUUUAUCUUCAGAGUUUGUGUUGGAAUUGAACUAUUAAUGUAGCCAGGAACACUAGCAAAUGGCUUUUUGGCUUUUUAUUAUUACCGUAUUUUUUUUCAUCUCUGUAUGCAAAAAAUAUUCUAGUUGGAACCUUAUUAUUGUUUUAUUAUGCAUUAACCAAAUGGUAUGUCACUGUGUUUAUUGUUGAAUUUUUGAUACUUUUAUGCUCAUACGUCUAAUGUGACUAAUAUGACUAAAGCAUAUCUUUGUUAUUUAAUGAUAGCAUUCCAAAGUUAACUCAAUUGCUCAAUUUGUUUGUGCAUGUAAUCAUUAUUGUGACAUGCAUCAAGUAAUCUAUCUGUUUGUUGUUUGAAUCAGUCAUAGUACAAUGAACAUGUAUCAGUUUUUUCCUUUGCACACUGCAAGAUACUGUAUACAGGGUAAUAUUCACACCUGUGUUUUAUUUUCGCCCCUUUGGCCCUUAUUGUCAGCGUGCAAAUUCAAGUCUGGGCAAAUUCCAUUGUCUCAAAUUAUCACUUUUUAAACACAAGCUUUGUUUGGGCGAGUUCAAAACAGGUUGGAACUGUUCGCAAGUGAAGAAGGGGAAAAAUAACCUUAUAUAGUGUUACUGGAAUUCCAUGCUGCUAGAGCCUCGUCUUUGCAGUUAAUUCUCACCGUGACCUAGAUCUCAGAUAUCUCAAGCAUAUUAUUUUAAGAUCAUGAAAAUUACAAUGUAGUGGCUGCAAAACAGUUUAUAUUCAAUUAAUUGCGAUAAAAAGUCGUCAUAAGUAAGUUGGUUUACAGUAUUGCCAGACUUCUUCGAGAUUUUUUGUUGUAGGUCAUAUACAAUAUGUGUACGUCUAAUUGUUCAGUGUCCUUGGUGAUAGAUAUACCAGUAUACCAUGCAGUAAACUUAUAGAAUUUUGUCUGUGACAAUUUUCAAAUAAUUUGUUUUUGAAUCCUAUGCUGCAAAUAAUGUAUAGCAUUUGCUGAUGAUAUAGGAAGUCCCAUUUUAGCUAUUUUAAUGCUAAAAUCAAAUUUUGUUGAAUGCAUCUUUUGUGCAUAUUAAGUUAAUAGUCUUGAGCAAGUUCUGAAAGUAUAUUAUCUAAUAUCUACUUCCAGUACUUUAAUAAUCAAAAUCCCUGAAUAAACCAGUGAUUAGUUUAGAUAAAAUUCUAAUUGUUGACAGAGGGUAUAUAGUGUAGUGUGGCUGUUUUCCACAAUAUCCUUGUGCCUUUUACAGUUUGUUUUCCUGAGUACAACUGCACCAAAACAACUCCUCAGGUAUGGCGUGAACAUGACCGGAUCUGUACAGCUUUCUGAAUUUUAUUCAUUUUGAACAUUUUGACUAUUUCAUCACGUGUUAAUAUACAAUCAUGUACAUGUAGAUGCGAAAGUGACAUUGUUUUAAAGGGAUACCUAAAAAACUAAUAUAUGUCAUCAUAUUAGUAUCUUUCCAUCUUCACUAGCCAUAAUGGGGAGCAAAGUGGACUGGAAACCCUUGGUUAGCGAAGAUGGUAACCAUUUUUCUAGCAUUAUUGUAAUUGUAAGCAGUUCAAGAUAUAGCAUUACAACAUGCACACAUUUAUAUAAGCAUAUUGUGGCAAUUUAUCACAUGUAUAUCUGGGGUUUAACAAUAUAUAAAAUAAAUAUGUGAUAAAAGAAUCUCUCAUGAUUUGCAAUGGUGUAUGAUUUUGAUCCAACACAUUGUGUGAUUUCUAUUCAAUUUACCUCGCCAAGGCUCUGGGUUAGAAAACACACAACUCGUUGGAUAAAAACCAUAUUUCAUAGCAAAUCGUGAGAAAAUAUGCAAGGUCCGAUUUGCAUGUGAUUUGACCUUGACCCAGUCAUGGUUAGAAAUGAUCCCAUAGUCCCUAUUUAUGUUUUUGUUUUUAUUCUUUCUCAUUAAACUCAUGUAUGCAUCCCCGCUGAAUUAACAUUAUUUUACAAUUUUAGGUUAAUAGUUAAUUCUAUACGCACAAUCAAUGUUAAAAUAGAAGUUGUUAUCCUAUGGUGGCAUAUUUCUGCCCCCUACAUGCAAGAAAAUUAUGUCAGCAUGCAAGAUAAUAAUGUCUUAAUGCAAGAUGAUUAUGAUGACAUGCAAGUUACAAAUCUAUUUAGGGAAUCUGAUUUUUAUAUGGUUAAAAUUACUUACUAACGCCCACAUUUGAAAUAAAAGAUACAAGAUGCAAUAAAAUUAUGACUUAUUUAUGUCGACAUGCCUGUAAAUUAUGUAGACAUGCGACUUAUUUAUGCUGACAUGCCGGUUAAUUAUGUUGACAUGCGACUUAUUUAUUUCGACAUGCGACUUUUUUAUGUGAACAUGCAAGUUACUUAUGUUAAUUUGCAAGAUAUUUAUGUCAACAUGCGAGAUAUAAAUGUCAAUAUGCUAGUUAAUUAUGUGGAUAUGCGACUUACGUAUAUAUGUCAACAUGUGAGUUAUUUAUGUUAACCUGCGUGAUAAGUUGCAAGUUGACAUAAAUAUCUUGCAUGUUGACAUAAUUAAUUGCAUGUGUACAUAUAUAUAUGUCGCAUAUCCACAUAAUUAACUCGCAUAUUGACAUGAAUGAGUCGCAUGUCUACAUAAUUAUGUUGCAUCUUGCAUCUGGGAUGCCAGAUACGUGUAUUAAUAAGUGAUUUAAGUACACAUAAAUCAGAUUUACUUAAAAAUUUGUAAAUUGCAUUUGAACAUUAUUACUUGCAUGUAUACAUAAUUAUCUUGCAUGUUCACAUAAAGUCGUAUGUUGAUAUAAUUAAUCUUGCAUGUAGGGGGCAGAAAUAUUCCACCAUAUAUUUGGUUUUUUGUAUACUAUCAGUCCAGUAUGAUAAAACAUUUGUUGUCCGUCAUUGUUUUGAUUAUUUAAUGAACUAUUAUAAUAAUUAUAUUAUUACAACAUGAUCAAACAGUCCAGAGUUUUCACAUGUCUUGACUUAUAACCUGUUAUUAAUGUUGCAAAAUUAUUUUCACAAUGCAGAUAGUUCAUCAAUAUUUUAUUCAGAAAACCGAUUCUUAUCAUGUUGGAUUCCAAUAAGAUACAUUGUAUGAAUUAUAUUGAAUGAAGUCCUAAGAUAUUUGACUGUAUGGACAAUCUUAUACCACUUAUGAAUAUAAUACCUUAUAUAAUGGAUUCCAUUAAAAAGAUGAAAUCAUG